ACAAGUAAACUAACUUUCAGCGAGAGGGGCUAUUUAUCCAUACCGUGGUAAAAUAUAACGUCCUUUUCCCCCCCUCCGAGCAACGGAAUGCUGUGAAUGUCCAGCCGAGAGAAGAACGACUCUAAUAUCCGCAUCCACCGGAGCGACUUUAUCUUCAACCAAGUUUACUUUGACAUUUUCUGGAGACUGCAUGCUGGGGCUUGAAGUUGACUUCCUGUAGACUGCUUCAUAGAUAGGGAAACCUUUGUGAAAAGCAGGAGAAAGGCCUGUUCACCCACCUUCAUCAUACUGGAAGCUACAGGAUGGCUAGAAGAGUCCCCAUUCCCUUCUUACUUCUUGCAAUGUGCUGCCUGGCAUCUGCAGGGCCAUUGUUCCGCAGCCCAUGUGAGCUGCUGCCGGUAGGGAUGGGACACCCUGUACAGGCAACGUUGAGGAGCUUCACCGCCCUGUCAGGCUGUGCCAGCAAAGGCACCACGAGCCUCCCUCAGGAGGUCCACAUCAUCAACCUGCGGGGACAUGUUCCAGAGGGACCAGACAACAACCCAGCUGAAGUGGAGCUGCAUCUGAAGCCGAUUCAGUCUUUGUUACGCCACCAGAAGCCACUGGUCUUUGUGCUCAACUCCCCCCAACUACUGAUCUGGAAGAUCAAGACAGAGAACCUGGCCCAGGGCAUUAAACAUACCUUUCAUGUAUCUGAGGGCUCAGAGGUCCACUUUCAGCCGGGAAACUUCUCCCUCUCCUGCCAGAUCCAGAAGGAGACCCUUCCCCAUGGCAACGAGCACCUCCUCAACUGGGCCCAGAAGAAGUACAGGGCAGUCACCUCUUUCUCUGAGCUCAGGAUGACUCAAGACAUCUACAUCAAAGUCGGAGAAGAUCCACUGUUUUCUGACACCUGCAAGAUUGAUACCAAGUUCUUGUCUCUGAACUACCUGGGCGGCUACGUGGAGCCACAGACAUCAAAGGGUUGUGUCCUGUCUGGACCCGACAAAGACCAAGAAGUCCACAUCAUUGAGCUCCAAGCCCCCAACUCCAGCAGUGCUUUCCAGGUGGAUGUCAUAGUGGAUCUACGGCCUCUGGUGGACGAUGCCCUGCUGCAUCGUGAUGUAGUCUUGCUGCUCAAGUGUGCCAAGUCUGUCAAUUGGGUCAUCAAGACCCACAGUGUGAUUGGCAAGCUGGACGUAGUGGCCUCUGACACCGUGAGUGUUAGUUCAAGUACUGAGAGACCGAUGCAAGUGUCAAAAUCCCCCAGGCAGCAGUUGCCAUCAGGGUCACAAGCCUUGAUCAAGUGGGCAGGGGAGAAUUGCUACAGUCCAGUCACAUCUUAUACAAACACUCCUGUGGCUAACCACUUCAAUAUCAGACUUAGAGAGCCAGAUGUGGUGGAUCCUCUGGAGAGCAUGUUGCCUCCAGAGCUCUCCAUCCUGCAUCCAAGAGCUGGAGCUACUUCACGACGCACCGGUUUGCCCUUUCCCUUUCCUCCACCUGUGUCUGACACCCUGCCCUACCUGCCCUCCUCCCUCGAUAACCGGCCCUGGGAGAACGUAGAGCCAGAGGAGCAUCAGGGCGUUCUGAGUGUUGGCCUCAGUGUGCAGUGUGAGGACAAGAGGAUGGUAGUCAGCAUUGAUAAAGAAAGCCUGCAAGCAAAUGGGUUUGCUCAUGCCAACCUCACGCUGCAAGACCCAGCUUGCAAAGCAACAGUCAAUGCCACCCACUACACACUGGAAACUCCACUGACUGGCUGUCUGACCACUGUAUAUCCCAUGCAGGGUAGCCCAAUGGCCCUCCACAUCAACUCUGUUUUGAUAAGUCAUGCUGAGACUAAGGAUGGGAGUGGUGGGCCACUGGAUUAUGAAGAUCUGGAAUCUGGAGACGUGUUGCUCCCGAGGGACUCAGCGGAGUUAGAGAGGACAUUUACGGAGCCCAAAGAGCACCAGUCGGUCAUAGUGUUUAAUUGCACGUACCGAAAGAACCAGGAAACCUCAGGAACAAUUCCCAGGAUUGUACCAGGACCAGGAAGGCAACCGGUUAGCAACAUGACAUUUAACAUGGAGUUGUACAACACCCUGCCAUUCAACAACCCUUCACGCCAGGCUUUCUACACUGUUUCACAAAAGCAGGAAGUCUUUGUGGAGAUCACAUCAGCUGCAUUAGAUCCGGAGCUGGGGUUCACCAUCAUAUCAUGCUUCAUUUCGCCUAACUCCAACCCCAGUGUGGCCUCAGACUACACUCUCAUUGAGACAGUCUGCCCCACAGACGACUCCAUCAAAUACUAUCCUCAGAGGGACUUCCCUGUCCCUCACACUCAAGCAGAGAAGAAACGUUUCAGCUUCAUCUUCAACUCAAAGUUCAACAUGUCCCUGCUUUUCCUGCACUGUGAGAUGUCUCUGUGCUCCAAGAGAUCUCAGAGUAACCAACGACAACCACCGUGCUUACAACCCAGCGAGACCUGUGAUUCUCUUAAUGUGGACAAUAUCAUGGAGAUAAUGCUGAAUACCAAGACGGUUUCCAAGCCGCUGGUUGUGGUGGAUGGAUGGAUCAAAACAGUUACUCAUUCACCCCCAAACCCACCGUAUACUACUGAUAAUAAUCCACUGUAUGUGCUGGACACUCCGACAGUGGUGGGGAUCGCCUUUGCAGCCUUUGUGAUUGGGGCUCUGUUGACCGGAGCCCUGUGGUUUAUCUACUCACACACAGGUGAGACAGCUGGCACACAGCAGGUCCAGAAGUCCCAGCCGGCCUCAGAGAACAGCAGCGCGGCCCACAGUAUCGGCAGCACACAAAGCACGCCCUGCUCCAGCAGCAGCACGGCGUAGCCCAGGGCGCAACCCAGCGGGACGCCAAGCCCUGCCGUGGCCCAGGACGGGCCUGACGGUUCACAGGGACCGGUUUGUUGAUCUCCUUCCGUGAAAGGAAUUAAUAUUGUUGGUGUGAUAGGAAGGAAAAAAAGCAUGAUUUAAAAAAAAAAGAAAAACCUAAUAACACUUUUGGUCCUUGUGUAAAUUCCUUUUGUACCACUUCAAGUGCGUCCAGGCAAAUAUACUAUCCUGGUGUUACUGGUCUGUAAUAGUAGUGAGACCCAGCUUAGCAGCCUCACCUCAUUUUUAGUGCAAAAAACUAAUGUGAGUUUAUACCAGGCAUUUGUUUUCCAAUCUAAAUGCUGUUUUUUUCUGUCAAAGUCUUUUGCUUUGACCUUACAUGGUGAGAUUUAGGCUCUUUGUAACAAAAAGGUGUACUCCAACUGCAAGGAAAGCAACCAGGCUGCAGUGAAGUCAGUAUUAGUAAGUGGGAUGUUAAUGGCUGGACUGUAACACGUUGCCUUACGUCAUGCAACCCUGAAGGUGGCAAAGGAGUAAAGCAACCACUAUUAACAUGUGAACAAAAGUGCAGUAUGAACAGAAGUUGUCAUCUUGACACAGAGAGACACAAUGGCAGUGUAGGUAUUGAAUGUAUACAGAAAAGUAAAUGCCAGAAAAUGUGAAAGAAAAUGUGAAACACAUGCUGAUAAAAUGCCCCGUUUUAUAUAUUAUCGUUCUUCCCUCAUAAUGGAUUUAUACACAAUGGUUUGUAAAACCAGUGCUUUCUGUACGGUAGAUAUAGUAAUUCAUUUGACUAGAUGGGGGUCUGAGUCUCAAUUUUAUUGAUGUUACACAACUUCCCAGGGGCAUUAUGGGUUCCCUUUUACCAGUCGUUGUUAAUGGAAUAGUUCAACAUUUUGGGAAAUGCUUUUAUUUGCACGUUAUCCAAAAAUUAGAUGAGAAGAUACCUCUCUCAUGUCAGUGCUUUCAGUACUGAGAUUGAUACAGGAGGCAAAUAGCCUAGCUUAGCACAAAGACUUAAAACAGAGGGAAGCUGUUAGCUCGGAGAAGUAGUUCAUCAUUUAAAAAAAGAAGAAAGAAAUACCUAUUAUUGUGAGCUAACUCUUUCUCCCUGCUUCCAGUUUUUGUGCUAAGCUAGGUUAAUCGCCUCCUAAAGUACCCCCAGCUCCAUACUCAAGGUACAGACAUCAGAGUGGUUUCAAUGUUCCUAUCUCACUCUGAAAAAUUAAGUGAAUAAGCAUAUUUACCAAAAUGUCAAAUUAUUCUUUUAAGACCUGUACAUGUUUGUGAAUAUUGUAAAUACUCCUAAAUGUUAUGAGGCAGGCAGUGUGCAAAUUAUGUUGUUAUACUUCUGGAUUAGACAUGAUUUAUCAGUGUGAGAUGCAAGUUCAUACCGUUUCAUUCAAUCACUUUAAAACUGAAAAAAAGAUAUAUAAGAAUCACAGUUUUGAAAGACAGGUUCAACUUAGAGUAUCAUUUAAAUACAUCAAUUCCAAAUCAUGGCUUAGUAUAAUUGAUGUAGCUUGGGUCCUACUGUCUGUUCCUUUUACACUAGGGCUGCUUCUUUUUUAUUAAUGAUUAAUAAUGAAUUUUAUAAUGCAUUUUCCCUCAUAAAUAGCUUAACCAACGAUUAUUGUUCUGCCAGUUCACUCAUCGAUUAUCAACUAAAUAUUUCUUUACACACUCAGCUAAUUGUCCUCUUAUCAGGCAGAGUCAGAGGAAGAGUAGAUUUGUUACAUUAUAAA
Molecule: messenger RNA, 4561 nt
Organism: Perca flavescens (yellow perch)
Lineage: Eukaryota; Metazoa; Chordata; Actinopteri; Perciformes; Percidae
Gene: tgfbr3
Product: transforming growth factor, beta receptor III
Exons: 17
Coding region: 303-2813 (836 amino acids)
Biological process (GO): transforming growth factor beta receptor signaling pathway; epithelial to mesenchymal transition; regulation of transforming growth factor beta receptor signaling pathway
Molecular function (GO): transforming growth factor beta binding; transforming growth factor beta receptor activity; glycosaminoglycan binding
Source: RefSeq, a predicted model, not a curated record